Messenger RNA from Salvia miltiorrhiza (redroot sage), 2835 nucleotides. RefSeq lists its product as uncharacterized. The record is from RefSeq and is a predicted model, not a curated record. Gene Ontology annotation, biological process: DNA integration. The coding region runs from base 1 to 2835 and encodes 944 amino acids. Lineage: Eukaryota; Viridiplantae; Streptophyta; Magnoliopsida; Lamiales; Lamiaceae. Gene Ontology annotation, molecular function: nucleic acid binding; RNA-DNA hybrid ribonuclease activity. The transcript has a single exon.
AUGGUAGAAAAGAAAGCCAAAGUGUGGAGAAUGUGUGUGGACUAUAGAGAUCUUAACGCAGCUUGUCCUAAGGAUUGUUACCCACUCCCUCGGAUAGAUCAGCUAGUGGACGCUACUUCAGGGUGUGAACUCCUGUCCAUGAUGGACGCCUACCAAGGAUACCAUCAAGUGAAGAUGCACCCGGGGGAUGUCGCUAGAACUGCCUUCGCAGUGUGCACAGGGGUCUUCGGAUGGGAAAGCAUGCCCUUCGGCCUCAAGAAUGCAGGGGCCACGUACCAGCGUAUGAUGGACAAGAUUUUCAGGACACAGCUAAGGAGAAAUAUAUCGGUGUAUGUUGACGAUAUGCUGGUGCGCAGCAUCAAAGCCAGUUCUCACGUGGCUGAUCUGGAGGAAACCUUCUCGGUAGUCCGCAAGAACAGACUAAUGCUCAACCCCGCCAAAUGCACCUUUGGAGUGCAAUCAGGAAAGUUCUUGGGUUACAGGGUAACACCAGAGGGAAUUGAAGUUAAUAUCGACAAAGUCAAAGCCAUCCUGAACAUGACACCACCCAGGAAUGUCAAAGAAAUUCAAACACUCAAUGGUCGGAUUACCGCACUGAGUAGGUUCAUUUCACGCUCAGCUGAGCGAAGUCUCCCGUUCUUCAAAGUUCUAAGGAAAGGAAGUCGAUUCGAAUGGAGCAGUGAGUGCCAGAGAGCUUUCGAGGACCUAAAAACCUACCUCACCAAACUACCAGUACUAACAAAGCCUUCUUCAGGAGAACCAUUGUACCUAUAUAUCUCUGUGGGAAUUGAAUCUCUGAGCUCAGUGCUGGUUCGAGAGGAGAACCGGCAACAAAAACCGAUAUACUUUGUAAGUAAGGUCAUCCAGGGUGCAGAGCUACACUAUACUGAGGUUGAAAAGACCGCGUACACAAUCAUGAUCACGGCCAGAAGGUUGAGGCCAUACUUCUUAUCACACAAGGUCAUUGUGAGAACAAUAAUACCAUUUAGACAAAUCUUAGGGCGACCGGAUCUAGCGGGAAAGAUGGUGAAAUGGGCCAUAGAGCUCGGAGAGUACGAGGUCGAGUUUGAGCCGCGCACUACCAUUAGAGCGCAGGCACUGGCGGACUUUAUUCAAGAAGCAACAAGGUGGCCUAUGAGGGGACCGUGGACAGCACAGGUUGAUGGGUCGGUCACUAAAGAAGGGUGUGGGGUGGGAAUCUACAUCACCUCGCCCGAAGGGGAAGUCUACCAAUUUGCUAUCAAGUUUGAAGAUAAGCUAUCCAAUAACGAAGCCGAAUAUGAAGCAGUGCUAAGGGCAGCCCACAUACUCAGAGAACUCAGAGCCGACAAUGCAGUGAUUAAAACUGACUCUCAAUUGGUGGCGCAACAGUUAACAGGAGGUUACGGGAUAAAAGAAGAGAGAAUGAAACACUACUUUGACAAAGUCCAGGAGAUUGGGAAAAAGUUUGAGAAAUUUGAAAUACAACAAGUGCCGAGAGAAGAAAACCAACGAGCAGACCUCCUGGCCAGAGUAGCCAGUGCAGUCGAACAAACUUGGAGCGAGGACAUUACCUUGGUGUUCGAACCUAAGAGAGCGGUGGUGGCGCAGGUAUACAACAUUGAAACCAAUGAUGAUUGGAGAACACCCAUCAUAUACUAUCUGAAAAAUGGUAAACGAAUGGAAGAGGAUACUUCACGGUAUGCCAAAUACGAGAAUUACUGCCUCAUCGACGAUCAGCUCUACAAGAGGUCUUUCACACAUCCAUUUUUGAAAUGCCUGGCCCCAGAGGAAGCACAGUUUGCUUUAAAAGAGAUCCACCAAGGGUGCUGCGGUAAUCACGGUGGACACAGGGAUUUGACAAGGAAGAUAAUCAGAGCAGGAUUCUACUGGCCCGGAAUCAGCAAAGAAUUGAAAGCCUUCGUGCAAAAAUGUGAGGCUUGUCAGAAACAUGCUCCCAAAAUCAACAUACCUGGGGAGGGAAUGGGGAUCAUGCAUGCUGCGCAUCCUUUCGACAAAUGGGGAAUCGACAUUGUGGGUAAAUUACCAACUGCUCCGGGAGGCAAGUGCUUCCUCAUAGUUGCCGUAGACUACUUCUCUAAGUGGAUCGAGGUGGAAGCUGUCACCAAAAUCGAUGAUAACACAGUGGAAAAGUUCAUAUGGAAGAACAUCUGUUGUCGAUAUGGGGUGCCAAGGAUUUUGGUUUCGGACAACGGAACCCAGUUCACGAGCAGGAAGAUCGAAGAUUUUUGUUCUCGGAUGGACAUCACACAUAAAUUUGUGUCAGUAGCCCACCCUCAAGCCAACAGACAGGUAGAAUUGGCAAAUCGCACCAUAUGUGAAGGGAUCAAGAAGAGACUCGAACGAAGCAGGGGACGAUGGGUUGAGGAGCUGGAUACAGUGUUAUGGGCACUUAGAACCAGCCCGAAAACCGCAACCGGAGAGGCUCCUUUCACUUUGGUAUACGGGUCAAACGCUGUGGUACCUGCUGAGGUAAGGCUGGAAUCUCAUCGGGUUACUACCUAUGACACUGCACAGAAUGAGGAAUUGCGCCGAUUGGACUUGGAUUUGAUUGAGUUACAUAGAGAGGAAGCACAAGUAAGAGCGGCAAAAUACAAGAGCAUUGUUAAGGCUGGUUACGACAAGAAAGUAAAGUUGCGCAGACUUGGGAAGGGAGACUUGGUACUCAAACGGGCAGACGCCUUGAAGCCCGUAGGGAAAUUUGAAACUAACUGGGAAGGUCCUUUUGUCAUCACGGAAGUCUUGGGAGGAGGAGCUUAUCACCUAGCAGACCAAGAAGGGCGGCCUCUUACCAGGUCAUGGAACAUAAGUAACCUCAAGAAAUUUUACGUGUAA